GCUUCAUUAACUUUUUAUGAUUUUGCAGGUGAAGCUGAAUCACAGGAAGUUACUUGAUGGAAUGCUGGCUUUAUGUGGGGUUCCACAAGAAAAAUUUAGAACGAUUUGUUCAAGUAUUGACAAGUUAGACAAGCAGACGUUUGAGCAGAUAAAAAAGGAAAUGGUGGAAGAGAAGGGUUUGACUGAGGAGAUGGCAGAUAAAAUUGGAACUUUUGUUGGACAAAGGGGAGCUCCCGUGGAACUAUUGUCUAAGCUAAAACAAGAAGGCAGUAAGUUUUUGGAGAACAGUGAGUCCGAGCUUGCAUUGAACGAACUGGAGGUUUUGUUCAAAUCUUUGGAGAAGUCAAAGUGUAUUGACAAAGUGGUUUUUGACUUGAGUCUUGCAAGAGGUCUUGAUUACUAUACUGGAGUCAUAUUCGAAGCUGUUUUUAAAGGGGCUGCACAGGUAUUUUCUUUUAUUUUCUGCAAUUUCAAAUCUUUAGAGGAUUGUAUGUUUAGGCAAUAAUCUUGUUCAAUUUAA
Molecule: messenger RNA, 520 nt
Organism: Olea europaea var. sylvestris
Lineage: Eukaryota; Viridiplantae; Streptophyta; Magnoliopsida; Lamiales; Oleaceae
Product: histidine--tRNA ligase, cytoplasmic-like
Exons: 2
Coding region: 17-505 (162 amino acids)
Biological process (GO): mitochondrial translation
Cellular component (GO): mitochondrion
Source: RefSeq, a predicted model, not a curated record